CGAUUAGAUUUAGACGGUAACGCAGCGCACGUGUUAGCAAAGAGGGAGAUGAGCGACCAUCGCCAACGAUCCUUCUCCCGCAAAUUGGAUUAAAAACUGCGGGCAGCGCUCCCAUUUCUCUCGGUCAUGGCCACACUGAGUAAGGAGGCAAGAAGGUUGUAAAGAGAGAGAAGGAGGUUUGGCUUCAUAUACAGAUGGGGAGGGUGUACGUUUUAGAGCUUGAUGGGAAGGUCUAUCGCUGCAGAUACUGCAAAAGCCACUUAGCCCUUGCCAAGGACCUUGCGUCCAAGGUGGAUUUCCAUUGUCGUCAAGGGAAGGCAUACUUAUUCCAUAAUGUUGUAAACGUGAACAUUGGGGACCUAGAAGAAAGAUUGAUGACAUCUGGUAUGCAUACUGUAGCUGAUAUUUUCUGCAGCUGCUGUGGGCAGAUAGUAGGAUGGAAAUAUGAGGCUGCGCAUGAAAAAACUCAGAAGUACAAAGAAGGGAAAUUUAUCCUUGAGAGAGGAAGGAUUGUGAAUGGGAUAGACUCAGAGUUCUAUCUUGAUACCCACUUGGGUGGGAGUAGUGAUGCAGAAGAUGCUUAAGAGGGUUCAUCUUUUGUGGUUAUACUUGUAUAUAUAUAAAUAUAUUCAUUCCUAGAAAUAGAAAUACCUGCACUCGAAUUAAUAAGAACAAUGCAAAACCCUAGGUUGUUUGCUGUAAUUGAUAUUGCAUGCUAUACAUAUGUUGUCUGACCUUCUUGUUCUACUUACCAAGGUGGCAUAGAUUGAAGAAACCCUGAGUGAUUGUUAUUAACUGAACUUUGAAGCAAUCAAGAAUGCUCCUCACUUCUCAUAA
Molecule: messenger RNA, 837 nt
Organism: Amborella trichopoda
Lineage: Eukaryota; Viridiplantae; Streptophyta; Magnoliopsida; Amborellales; Amborellaceae
Product: Yippee family putative zinc-binding protein
Source: RefSeq, a predicted model, not a curated record